AUGAAUCUAAAGCCAUUGGGGCCAUUGGUUAGGAUGGGUCUAGUUAUCUUUGGUGGAGUAGCCACUGUGAACUUGGCUUCUACUGCUACCAUCAAAUUGCUUCGGUUUGCAUCAGAGAAGAAACGGGAAAAAGUUGCUUUGCCGUGUAGGGCUUGUAGAGGGAAGGGGUUUUAUAUAUGCAAAUUAUGCAAUGGGAAUGCCACCAUAGCUUGGUCCCCCAUGUUCGACCCUAUUGCAAUUAACCCCUGCGUUUGUCCUACUUGCGAAGGAAACAGGGUUCAACGUUGUUUGAACUGUUUGGGAAAAGGGUAUGACUAA
Sphenostylis stenocarpa is the source of this 318-nucleotide messenger RNA. The record is from the annotation of a GenBank genome assembly. NCBI's taxonomy places the organism in Eukaryota, Viridiplantae, Streptophyta, Magnoliopsida, Fabales, Fabaceae.